AAAACAAAACCAAACUCCACCUUAUAGACAUCCUAAYCAUGGAACUAGUCUGUUCUGCUAAGCAUGGAGGCUUCUAAGUAGGAAACUCAGAAAGACACCGUAUUCUGUGAAAUGCUGGCUUCUCUUCAGCUUGAGUCCAUCCAUAUAAUUUUAAACUUUGGCCCUUCUACACUUGCCCACACAGUUUUGACCUUGCUGUAUGCCAUUUCCUGUGCCCUUGCCACUAUCAUUUUUAUUCUCAUUUGGUUUGUUUCCCUUCCCCAAACUCCCGUUCACUUAAUAGACAUUUCUUCCAUAGAGUGUUCAGCUUAGAACUGUUGCAGUUCUUGAAGCUAUUUGCAUCAGGGAUGAAUGCCACAUAAUAAUAAUUACAAAAAUUACUCAACUUUCAAAACUGAACUAUUGUUAACAUUAGUUACCAACUUCAUGCAACUUACAUGAAAAAGAGGGGGUGGGGGAAAGGAGGAACUUGAGCUUCUGCAAAUCUUAGUUUGCAGUCUGAAGUGACUGAUUACUCUUAUGUAACAUGUUUGUCUCCUUGCUAAGUGAUCUUAAACUUUGUGGCCAAAUAUUUUGCAAUUGUCCUUUGGAAUUCCCCAUGGCUUGGAUGUUAACCUUCUUGAAUUAGAUCUGAUUAUAAUUUUAUGUGAUGUGACAGUCUAUCUAGGUAAAACACUGGAAAUUGCAGCAYAUGAGGGUAAAAGCACGUGGAUGUAUGAGUAAUGUAAGAAUUUGUUUAAAGRGGGGAAAAAAAUAAGAGUACUCAGUUAUUUCUGUGGGGGUGGAGCAAUAAAUGAGGUGCUGUUGUUUUAAAUACAAAUGUUUGAGGAAGUAGGUUCYAGCAGUUGUUUCACAUUCAAUUAUUUCUCAAGUUGCAAUCGAGGUGAAGAAUAGUAAUAGCGUGGUGAUUUCUGCUCCUGUCCUGAGUGAGUUAUCUUGCAUUCUCCUCUGCACCUCAGCUGAGCCAGUGGGAACCACUUUUAUUCUGUGUUCUUCUGCUCCAUUUUACAGUCUCUUCCAUCACUAARCCCAUCAGACCUGGAAGCACAGAGAAAAUGGUAGAAAGGCUGCUGGGCUUUGAUGUGCAGCAGAUGUCAAUAAUUGCUUCAGUGACUGCAAAUUCYAUGUCUGUGGCUGGUGACGGCCAGCACUUCAUGGUCUGCUGUGGUGUGCGUCGACAGAUAAAGGUACCUUGUGCAAAGAUGUCAAAUGCAUUGCCAUUUGUCUUGCUCUUCAUAUUUCCAAUGCUGCUGUCAGGAGCUUGGUUUCCCAAAACUUUACCCUGUGAUGUUAAGUCUUCAGAAGGAACUGUCASAGUGGACUGCACUGACCGGCGCCUUACAGAGAUCCCCAGAGGGAUCCCUGCAAAUGCUACCAACAUUACCCUGAGUAUUAACCAUAUUCCACAAAUCUACCCAAAAUCGUUUGAUCGUCUUGAAAACCUCCAGGAGAUUGACUUCAGGUGCAACUGUGUGCCUGUCAGACUGGGGCCCAAAGAUCAGGUGUGCACCAGCAGACUGAAGAUUGAGGAUGGCAGYUUUGCUGCCCUGACAAGAYUGAAGUCAUUGUAUUUGGAUGCAAACCAGCUGGUGGAAAUACCCCGAGGUCUUCCUGMUGCUUUAACCCUGCUGAGCCUGGAAGCAAACAAUAUCUUUUCUAUCCAAAAAGACACCUUGUCAGAGCUAGCAAACAUAGAGGUUUUGUAUCUUGGACAGAACUGUUACUACCGCAAUCCAUGCAAUGUUUCRUUUGAAAUUGAGGAAACAGCCUUUCUGGGGCUGAAAAARUUAACAAUACUGUCCCUGAAGGCCAACAACUUAACACACAUUCCACCCAAUUUGUCGUCUACUUUAAAGGAAUUGUACAUUUACAACAACAUGAUUGAAGUGAUUGAAGAGCAGGAUUUAAAGGCCCUUCCCAACCUGGAAAUUCUCGACAUAAGUGGCAAUUGCCCACGUUGCUACAAUGCCCCAUAUCCUUGCAUUCCCUGUCCCAAGGGCUCCAUUGAGAUCCAUUCAAAGGCUUUUGACUCCUUGGAAAAUUUAAGAGUUUUGCGACUUCACAGUAACUCUCUUGAGAGCAUACCCAGCAGCUGGUUUAAAAACAUCAAGAAUCUCCAAGAACUUGACCUCUCCCAAAACUUCCUCAUGARGGAGAUUGGAGAUGCUCAGUUUUUGAYRUUUAUCCCCAGCCUUGURCAGCUUGAUCUGUCCUUUAAUUUUGAGCUGAAGAUGUAUUCUCCCUCCUUGAAUCUUUCUAAGACAUUUUCUUCCCUCUCUAACCUGGAAACCCUGAGGCUCAAGGGUUAUGUCUUUAAGGAACURAGAGCACRAGAUCUACASCCACUGCUCGGUCUUAGGAAUCUCACCAUGUUGGAUCUCGGCACUAAUUUUAUUAAAAUUGCAGACCUGACAGUGUUUGAAGAAUUCCCAGCUCUUAAGUUCAUUGACCUCUCAGUGAAUAAAAUUUCUCCUUCUUCUGGGGAAAGCAAUUUCUAUGGAUUUUGCUCUAAUCCUGGCAUUUCARUGGAACAAUACAACAGGCAAGUACRACAAGAGAUGCAUUAYUUCAGGUAUGAUGYMUAUGRGCGWAGUUGCCGUUCCAAAGACAAAGAGGAUUCUUCCUACCAGUCUUCAGUUAAGGAWGAUUGCCUUAACUAUGGAAAGACUCUGGAUUUAAGCAGAAAUAAUGUAUUUUUUGUUAACCCCUCAGACUUCCGGGGACUUAGCUCUCUCARAUGUCUCAACUUGUCAGGKAAUGCAAUAAGUCAGACUUUAAAUGGAAGYGAAUUCUCUUACUUGUCUGGAUUGAAAUAUCUGGAUUUUUCUAACAACAGGGUUGAUUUGUUAUACCAAACUGCUUUCAAAGAGCUCAAAUUUCUAGAAAUUCUAGAUCUGAGCAACAAUAAGUAUUAUUUUGAGGCUGAAGGUGUUACUCAUGUGCUUAAUUUUUUGAAAAACCUAGCCCAUYUGAAGAAGCUGAUGAUGAAUGACAAUGACAUUUCUACCACGAUUGAUAGAGGAAUGGAAAGUCAAUCUCUUCGAAUUUURGAAUUCCGAGGAAAUCAUUUAGAUGCUCUCUGGGUGGACGGAAAUGAUAGAUAUUUGUCCUUCUUCAAGAAUCUGACCAGCCUGGAAGAAYUGGAUAUUUCCUUCAACUCRCUCAGAUUUUUGCCWCCUCKUGUUUUUGAAGACAUGCCUCCCAGUCUCAAGAUCCUCAACUUAACAAAUAAUCUACUGAAGAGUUUCAUCUGGGGAARMCUCCCCUCUCUGAGGAACCUAGUAACUCUAGAYCUGAGCAAUAACCUUCUGACAACUGUUCCCCGAGAACUGUCYAAUUGCACUUCAUCGCUCCAAGAACUGAUGCUCCGAAACAAUCGCAUUCAGCGGCUAACCAAAUAUUUUCUCAGAGGUGCUUUUCAGCUGAGGUACUUGGACCUCAGCUCAAAUAAGAUUGAAAUAAUUAAGAAAUCUAGCUUCCCUGAAAAYGUUAUUAACAACCUGAAGAUGCUGCUGUUGCACGGSAAUCCCUUUAAGUGUAACUGUGAGGCCGUGUGGUUUGUCUGGUGGAUCAAUCAGACACAGGUGACCAUUCCUCUUCUGGCCACAGACGUGACCUGUGCUGGCCCAGGGGCACACAAGGGAAGRAGCGUGGUUUUCUUGGAUCUGUAUACCUGUGAGCUGGACACGUCCUAUUUGAUCCUGUAUGCUCUGUCAGCUUCAASCRUCCUUGGCCUUAUGGUGGUGGCAGUGAUGAGCCAUCUCUACUUCUGGGAYGUGUGGUACAGUUACCAUUACUGCACGGCCAAGCUCAAGGGCUAUCGGCGCCUGUCUGCACCAGAUGUGUGCUACGAUGCCUUCAUUGCCUAUGACAGUGAAGAUCCAGCUGUGAAUGAGUGGGUGCUGCAAGARCUGGUUGAGAGGCUGGAAAACCAAAAAGCCAGGCAGUUCAAUUUAUGCCUGGAAGGAAGGGACUGGCUCCCAGGACAGCCAGUCCUUGACAACCUUUCCCAGAGCAUUCAGCUGAGCAAAAAGACCAUCUUUGUGCUGACCAAGAGRUAYAUUAARAGUGGCAGCUUCAAGACAACAUUUUACAUGGCUCAUCAGCGGCUUCUAGAUGACAAAAUGGAUGUCAUUAUCUUGAUAUUUCUUGAGAAGGUUUUGCAGAARUCCCGUUAYGUYCRGCURAGGAAGAGGCUGUGCAGAAGUUCUGUCUUGGAAUGGCCAACGAAUCCUCAGUCUCAGCCCUACUUCUGGCAGUGCCUGAAAAAUGCCAUAGCCACGAGCAAUUUGCUGGCUUACAACAAGCUUCUCCAAGAUACGGUUUAGUUCUCCCCUUUCCCUUAAAUAUUGCUAUSAUACAUAUGCACCUUGCUUGGCACUUGUUAGUGCACAGCAGGGGAAGAUGCACUACCCCCUGGGAGUCACUGGUGUAGAACAUCACCACUUCCAGCUUUCAGUUCACUAGAGGCCUCCAACCUUUGUGGCUGGGUCAUGUGUGGUUUAGACACUCGGUCAACAUGCUCAAGYACACAUAGUGAAGGAGUGGUUUGACCAUGCCUAAAGUUGCUGCUCUUCAGACACUGUUAGAAUAAAUAUGAUUUUAAUA
Messenger RNA from Malurus melanocephalus (red-backed fairy wren), 4608 nucleotides. It is a transcript of the gene TLR7, whose product is annotated as toll like receptor 7. Gene Ontology annotation, cellular component: plasma membrane. The coding region runs from base 1056 to 4328 and encodes 1090 amino acids. Gene Ontology annotation, molecular function: protein binding; pattern recognition receptor activity. The transcript has 3 exons. The record is from RefSeq and is a predicted model, not a curated record. Gene Ontology annotation, biological process: positive regulation of interleukin-6 production; canonical NF-kappaB signal transduction; toll-like receptor signaling pathway. Lineage: Eukaryota; Metazoa; Chordata; Aves; Passeriformes; Maluridae.